AUGAGCGAGGCGGACGGGCUACGGCAGCGUCGACCCCUGGGGCCUCAGGUUGUCACGGACGAUGGCCUAGCUCCGGAGGCCAAGGACGGCAGCACCUUUAGUGGCAGAGUCUUCCGCGUGACUUUCUUGAUGCUUGCUGUUUGCGUUACCGUUCCCCUGCUUGGUGCCAUGGUGCUCCUGGAGUCCCCCAUAGACCCACAGACUCUCAGCUUCAGAGAACCUCCUUUCUUGCAUGGUGUUCUGCAGCCAAAUACAAAAUUGAGACAGGCCAAAAGGCUAUUUGAAAAUCAACUUAUUGGGCCAGAGUCCAUAGCACAUAUUGGGGAUGCCAUGUUUACUGGUACAGCGGAUGGUCGGAUCGUGAAACUUGAAAAUGGUGAGGUAGAGACGAUUGCCCAGUUCGGCACUGGCCCGUGCAAAACCCGAGAUGAUGAGCCUGUCUGUGGGAGACCCCUGGGUAUCCGGGCAGGGCCCAACAGGACACUUUUUGUGGCUGAUGCCUACAAGGGACUAUUUGAAGUAAAUCCCUGGAAACGUGAAGUGAAACUGCUGUUGUCUUCUGAGACACCAAUUGAGGGAAAGAAAAUGUCCUUUGUAAAUGAUCUUACAAUAACUCAGGAUGGGAGGAAAAUUUAUUUUACGGAUUCUAGCAGUAAAUGGCAAAGACGAGAUUAUCUGCUUUUGGUUAUGGAGGGAACGGACGAUGGACGCCUGCUAGAAUAUGACACUGUGACCAAGGAAGUGAAAGUCUUAAUGGACCAGUUGAGAUUCCCUAAUGGUGUCCAGCUUUCUCCAGCAGAGGACUUUGUCCUGGUGGCAGAAACAACCAUGGCAAGGAUCAGAAGGUUCUACGUGUCUGGUCUGAUGAAGGGAGGGGCAGAUAUGUUUGUGGAGAACAUGCCUGGAUUUCCAGAUAACAUCAGGCCCAGCAGCUCCGAGGGAUACUGGGUUGGCAUGGCAACAGUCCGCUCUAACCCUGGAUUUUCCAUGUUGGAUUUCUUAUCUGAGAGACCCUGGAUUAAAAAAAUAAUCUUUAAGCUCUUCAGUCAGGAGACAGUGAUGAAGUUUGUGCCACGGUACAGCCUCGUCCUAGAACUCAGCUACAGUGGGGCCUUUCGAAGAAGCCUGCAUGACCCCAAUGGCCUGGUGGCCACAUACACCAGUGAGGCACAUGAAUAUGAUGGGCACCUGUACCUGGGCUCCUUCAGCUCCCCUUUCCUUUGCCAGCUGAGCCUUGAGUCUGUAUGA
Orycteropus afer afer is the source of this 1248-nucleotide messenger RNA. It is a transcript of the gene APMAP, whose product is annotated as adipocyte plasma membrane associated protein. NCBI's taxonomy places the organism in Eukaryota, Metazoa, Chordata, Mammalia, Tubulidentata, Orycteropodidae. Gene Ontology annotation, biological process: biosynthetic process. The record is from RefSeq and is a predicted model, not a curated record. The transcript is spliced from 9 exons. Gene Ontology annotation, molecular function: strictosidine synthase activity. Bases 1 to 1248 code for a protein of 415 amino acids.